Messenger RNA from Exophiala dermatitidis NIH/UT8656, 2997 nucleotides. RefSeq lists its product as uncharacterized. The transcript is spliced from 2 exons. Gene Ontology annotation, cellular component: nucleolus; cytoplasm; preribosome, small subunit precursor. NCBI's taxonomy places the organism in Eukaryota, Fungi, Ascomycota, Eurotiomycetes, Chaetothyriales, Herpotrichiellaceae. The record is from RefSeq and is a predicted model, not a curated record. Gene Ontology annotation, biological process: rRNA processing. The coding region runs from base 1233 to 2816 and encodes 527 amino acids. Gene Ontology annotation, molecular function: snoRNA binding.
ACCAUGUUGAGAACUAUAAUUGAGGCGGCCAUCGAGAUCGCAUUCCCUCUUUGCUCACCUGGUAUUUCAUGACCAUUUCUGUGAGUCCAAGCGGACAACGCGCGCAACUAUCUUUCCCGCCUCUGUUAACAUCACAUGCUGUCCUACCCUACCGCCGUGCGGCUGCCUGACCGGCAUCCCAGCUGCAUGUCGAUCUACAUUGUAUGACUGCUGGAUGCGUCCGAGUCUCGAGGUCAUCACCUUGGCCAUAUAAUCAUCGACAGCCUCACCGGGGAUCGGCUUGCCCACUCAUCUCGCACACCUCCCAGAUUCCUGUCAGGCGGGUUCACAAUCCAGCUGCGAGCUUUGUGCUUUGUACCACCCUCACACACACGCCUCUCGCUUAAGCACAGCCUGAAUGCCUGCUGCUGCAUAUCACUUUACCACCGUCUGCCUAGGCUUCGCAACAUGCCCUCACUAUGGCCCCUCAGGCUGUCUGCAGUGGCAUUUGACUACGUGCAGCUACUGCCCUGUCAUUAAUUCAGCCUUCAUCUACACAUAACCUGAAGGGGACUUUCCGUGUUUUUUAUUUUCUACAACUGACCGCCACACAACUCGCAUGGCUUCAACUGGUCACCUUUUGCCGGUUAUUGACCAUCUAUUUUGAUAUGGACCGUUGCUAGUUCAAUCCGGGACUAUGUGGCCAAGUGUGUCAACUUCCGUCAGAGUCGACUAAUUGAAAGGCUUCUCGAUAGCUCCACGCCCACGGAGGUUGUCAGCAAGUCGUGCAUGCAGCUUGCAACUCUUUCCGGACCAAUAUCAAUUGGCAUUUCUACACGACUCCUUCCCUGGCCAAAUGAUCAGUUGAACAUCAUGAUGCCGUUGCCUCCGCCAGUGAAAACAGAGUUGAAACGCUCAUUAUGCGGUCGCCUGUGCCUUCCGAACUCCCGGAGCUAACAAUUCAGAAGGAGACUGUACAACAUUGUACAAUUAAUAGGAGGUCUUCGUUCCUGGAUUGAGUUGACCUGGUUGAAACCAAUUGAUGGGGAGACGAGAUAGGCUAGACGAGUCGUAGAUGACUAAGCGAGUCCCGCGUAAAAUUCCGAGCCACCACCGCAACUCCAAUAAUUUUUUUGUCCAUCCACUGCCGCCGUACAUUGUUAUCGUCGUCGACGACGAGCCAUCAUAUACCAGUACGAUUUCCACUGGGCUCAAGAUAACUGCCGUCUUCUCCCUGCUAUACCAUCCACACCAUGUCCAAGACAGCAGCCGCCCGGCGGCAUAACCCUCUCGAAGACGAUAUCGCAACCUCUGGGGGUCGCCUACGCACGAAAUCAAUCACUGGCAAGAGGAAGUCUCGAGGAGACGACGAUCGGCAUGGCGAUGGAUACAUUGACGCUCGAUCUUCGCAGAAGAUUCUAUCCAUCGCACAAGAUCUUGCAGACGAAGAAGCCGAGGAUCGAAAAGCUGCCGCCGCUGGAGGAGUGUCAUCCGCCAGUGCCGCAUUCGGUUUUGAUUCGAGGUUUGCCGCAGACGACCAAGACGACGAAACUGGUGCGAAGAACCAGUAUGAUGAUGAGGAGUGGUAUCCAGAAGAGGAGGAGGAGGCUGUCGCCGAGGAGGACGUGGACCCGGAAGACAUGGCAGUUUACAAGAAAUUUCUCCAAGAUGGAGAGGAGUUUGGUGAUUUCGCACCAUCAAUAGCGAAUUUGACGACGGAAGACCAGCGACGAGACCGAGGACCUACGUCAAAUGUCGAUGAGGAGGAGGGUGCAGGUGCUGGUGGAUUUGGACAGACCACUAACCUCACGGAGCUGAUCCUGCAACGAAUUGCCGAGAAAGAAGCGCAGGAGGCUGCUCGCAAUCAAGGCGGUCAGCAACAACCUGCCUUCAUGGGAUCAGGAGCACCAGAGGAUGCGGUCGAGAUACCCAUGAAAGUCGUGGACACUUUCACCAAAGUCGGCCUACUCUUGUCUCGGUACAAGUCAGGACCGUUGCCGAAACCGUUUAAAAUCCUCCCAACUUUACCCCAGUGGCCCGAAUUAUUGGCAAUUACCCGUCCUGAGAGCUGGACGCCGCAUGCCGUGUAUCGGGCCACCAAGAUCUUCAUCUCAGCCCCGGCUGCAUCAGGGCAGCACUUCUGCGAGACCGUGCUUCUCGAGCGCGUCCGAGAAGACAUCCAGGAAACGAAAAAGCUCAACGUGCAUCUUUACAACGCUCUAAAAGCCUCCUUCUACCGGCCGUCCGCCUUCUUCAAGGGGCUUUUGUUUCCGCUGGUCGAGUCCGGCUGCACACUGCGCGAAGCGCACAUUGUUUCGUCGGUGUUGGCCAAGAUCAAGAUUCCAGUCUUGCAUUCUGCCGCGGCCCUGUUGCGACUGUGCGAGAUUUCGGCCGAGCAGACAUCCAACAUCAACAGCGAAGCUGCGGGUGCUGCCAACAUGUUCAUCCGCGUCUUGCUGGGCAAGAAAUACGCCCUGCCUUACAAAGUGGUUGACGCGUUGGUGUUUCACUUCCUACGAUUCCGUGCAUCCAAGGAUCCCAACGAGCAGGAUGUUGGUCUGGGAAGCAAAGAAGCCAAGCUGCCCGUCUUGUGGCAUCAGAGUCUCCUGAUCUUCGCACAGACCUACCGCAAUGAAAUUACAGAGGACCAGCGCGAGGCUUUGCUGGAUUUGUUACUCGUCAGGGGUCACAAGGACAUUGGUCCCGAAGUUAGGCGCGAGUUGCUCGCAGGCAGGAAUCGCGCUGCCGGUGCCCAGGGCAAUGCGGAGAUGAGGGAUGUGGAGCAAGAAGAAGUAGUCCGAGACGACGGCGACGACACCAUGGAUGUCACUGUAUGAGCCGGUGCUAGUGUCACAGUCCCUGCCGCCUUCGAACUGUGGAAGGGAAGUUCCUCCUCACGAACUCAUGAAGAAAAAGCUCAAGAGUAGUCUUUAAAUAUGAUGCACAUGAAUCUGGAAGUGUUUCUGUCUUCUGUCCAACGUGUGUACCGCUCCUCACGUACCCGCACGACGGGAAUCC